This is a messenger RNA of Sander lucioperca (pikeperch), 2072 nucleotides long. RefSeq names its product phosphatidylinositol glycan anchor biosynthesis, class A (gene piga). Lineage: Eukaryota; Metazoa; Chordata; Actinopteri; Perciformes; Percidae. The transcript is spliced from 7 exons. Bases 190 to 1659 code for a protein of 489 amino acids. Gene Ontology annotation, cellular component: glycosylphosphatidylinositol-N-acetylglucosaminyltransferase (GPI-GnT) complex. The record is from RefSeq and is a predicted model, not a curated record. Gene Ontology annotation, biological process: GPI anchor biosynthetic process. Gene Ontology annotation, molecular function: phosphatidylinositol N-acetylglucosaminyltransferase activity.
CCUAAAAGUUGUUUGCAAUCCGCCAUUAAAUAAGAGAAGAAGAAGAAGCAACAGCUAACUGGUUAGCUCAGGGCUAGCGAGUAGAAAUGAAUCUACAUCUGAAAAAGAGCUGUGUGUAUUUUCACAGGCUGGAACAGGAUUGACAUUUCCAAGCACUAGUGAGGUGCACAGCCAAACAAGGCAUCUACAAUGGGCCAACGAAGGCGAGCAGCAGCUGUGAAUAACCCUUCACCUCAUAAAGUCGCAGGAGCUCGUGCAGAGGUUUGCGGGGUUCCCAGCAGGAAGCACAGCAUCUGCAUGGUGUCCGACUUCUUCUAUCCGAAUAUGGGAGGAGUAGAAAGUCACAUUUACCAGCUAUCCCAGUGUUUGAUUGAAAAGGGACACAAGGUGGUAAUUGUCACCCAUGCCUAUGGCAGGAGGAAGGGUGUCAGGCACCUGACCAACGGACUGAAGGUCUACUACCUCCCCCUGCAGGUGAUGUACAACCAGUCCACAGCCACCACCUGCUUUCACAGUCUCCCACUGAUGCGCUGUGUGUUUGUAAGGGAACGCAUCACUGUCGUGCAUGCACACAGCUCGUUCUCCGCCAUGGGCCACGAUGCACUGUUCCACGCUAAGACCAUGGGCCUUAACACGGUGUUCACUGACCACUCACUCUUUGGCUUUGCUGAUGUGAGCUCCGUGCUGACUAACAAGCUUCUGACUGUGUCGCUGUGUGACACCAACCACACUGUGUGCGUGUCGUACACCAGUAAGGAGAACACGGUGCUCCGUGCAGCCCUCAACCCAGAGAUAGUGUCUGUUAUUCCCAACGCUGUCGACCCUACGGACUUCACCCCUGACCCCUCCCAGCGCCUAGACGACAGGAUCACUAUUGUUGUGAUCAGCCGUCUUGUCUACCGCAAAGGAAUCGAUCUUCUUGGUGGAAUAAUCCCAGAGCUCUGUCUCAAACACCCAGAUCUGCACUUCCUAAUUGGUGGAGAGGGACCUAAGAGACUUGUGCUGGAGGAAGUAAGGGAGAAGUACCAACUACAUGACAGGGUGCGCCUGCUGGGGGCCUUGGAGCAUAAAGAUGUUCGUGGAGUUUUGGUGCAGGGUCACAUCUUCCUCAACACAUCUCUGACUGAAGCGUUCUGCAUGGCCAUACUAGAAGGAGCCAGCUGUGGACUGCAGGUGGUUAGCACCCGUGUGGGGGGCAUUCCUGAGGUGUUGCCUGAGGAGUUGAUUACCAUGUGUGAGCCUAAUGUGCGGGCGUUGUGUGCUGGUCUGGAGACGGUCAUCGCCCGGCAGCGUUCAGGGUCUGUCCCCUCCCCCGCCUCCAUCCAUGCACGUGUGCAAAACCUCUACACCUGGAGAAAUGUUGCUGCGAGGACUGAAAAGGUGUACGACCGAGUGGCUGGAGAGGAGGUGCUUCCCCUUGACAGACGGUUACGGAGGCUGAGGGCCCACUGCGGCCCUGUGGCUGGCUCCAUCUUUGCAUUUGUUGCUGUUUUAGACUUCCUCUUCCUGCUGCUUCUGCAGUGGUGGGUGCCAGAUCGGGUCAUGGAUGUCGCUGUGGACGCCACCGGCCCUCACGGACUGUGGAGGCAGGUACCCAGCAGUAAAGUAGGAGCUCAUUCUAAAAGUGCCGUGAACCGAGCAGCAGAGUCAACAUUGUGAUCGCUCCAUACCUCUGCCUCACUUCUAGCUGUUUAAAUGUUGUUGUAUGUUCUCUUUGGGGUGCCAACUGACAUAUGAAACGCUGAAUGUGCUCAAGGCAACCCUGAACAUUGUUUACAUUUACUUAUCAAAAGGGACCUUGUGUGAAAGCCAUUUUAUCUAAAACUUGGGAGCAGCAUUGUUUUCAUACUUAAUGAUUAAAAUGGAAACCUGUGGAAUUCCUUGGAGCUUUAGCUAUAGCUAUAAUUAUAUCAGUGCAAAUUACUUUUUCUGAUUUUGAUAUCAUCAAUGCUACUUUUUUGUUGCAUAAUUUGAAAUGUUACAUAUUUAUAUGAUACCUGGGAGUUUUUUCAGAUGGUCAUGUGUCUUCCAGACAAUCCAUUCUGGAAAAUAAAGCGUACUUUCUCAUGUUU